AGCCUUUGUAGUAAGAAGGGCAAGCCAACAUAGUUUCCGUUCAUGUAGGAUCUAGAUACAUUCGGCACCAUGGCCAUGAUGAUGCCAGACUUUGAUGAGAGCCUCAAAGUUGCAAGCUGGGCUCCAGACUUCUCGCGGUGUCUUGUCCGCGAGGAAAUGGAUCAAGCCCUACAGAUCGCCAACAAGGCUCUUGAGGAUGCCCGUGAUGCACGGGCGAAAGCCUUCGCACUCGGUGCCGUGGCGCGAGCGCAGCUCCUUGGACGGGAGCUGCUCAAAGCUGUGGAGGCAGCUCAGCAGGCUGUUGAAGCAGCGAAAGGGGCAGAUCAGCCUGCACAAGCCAUGUCUCAGCGAAACGCGGCCAAGGCUUACUUGGCUACAUUUAGCCUAGAGGAAGCUGCUGCUGCGGCAGAUGCUGCUGUUUCCGUUGCUCAAGGCAAUGCAAAGGCGGCAGCACUGUCUACGCGAGCGCAGGUUUGCCUUGCCAGAGACAAAAAACAAGAAGCUUUAAAGGUGGCAAGAGAAGCGGUGUCUCUCUUCAAAGAAGGCAAAGAUCAGCAGGGAGAGGCUGCCGCCUUGGAAGUAGUAGUUCGUUCGUGCCUGGUCGCAAAGAAGGGCAGUGAGGCCCUGCGAGCCGCAAACGAGGCACUGGCAAUCUACCAGGGCAGUGCUAGUGACGGGGAGUCUUGUGCACUUCUCCUUGUCGCGAAAACCAAGCAGGCCCUUGGAGAUUCUGGUGAAGCGCAAGAGCUUGCGCAAAAGGCAGUCGACAUUUUUGAGAAGAAGGGAGACAGACAGAUGCAGGGCGUCACCUUGAAGCAGCUGGCAGACAUAUGCCUGGCAGGUGGGCACAAUAUCGACGGCUGGCAGUACACAAGGGAAGCUCUUGAAUGUUUCCGAGAAGUUGGAUACAAACGGGGCGAGGCGUCAACGAUAUGCCAAAUUGCUGCCGCGCACGUGGAGAAUGGUGUAUUUGAAGAAGCCUUGCGCAUAGGCGAUGAGGGGAUCGCGAUUUGCCGAGAAAAGAACUACAGGCAGUUGCUUGGUGCAACACUGAACGUGAUUGCUGAUGCACAUGUUGGGCAACUUCGAUUUGCUCGCAGUGAUCAGCAGGAGCAGCAAAUGAAUUGGAAAGCAAGGCUGGCCGGGAAGGAAGCUUUGGGAAUUCUGCAGAGUGUCGGUGAUCGAGUCGGGGAAGCCAACUCGCUGAAGAGCUUGGCCUCAGCCUUUCUGAACUAUGGAAAUGCCGCGGAGGCCCGCUCAAAAGCGAAGCAGGCGGUUGAAAUCGGAAAGGUGAUCGGCAACAAGCAGAUUGAGGGUGAGAACUUGUUGUUGGUGGCACAAACAAAGAUACAUGAAAACAAGGAAGAAGGCGCACGUUUGGCACGUUUGUCUGAAAAGCUUCUUCGAGAAGCAGGCGUUGCAUCUGCUGCACGAAAUGCCGGUGACGUCUAUGACUUCAUCCGCGGCUAUGGCGUUGCCGCAAAGGAAACGAAGAAGGACAGGAUACAGCAGCCAUUGGACUUGAAGACCGACAUCACCGUAGACAUUGAGGAGGGAAAACAUCGGCUCGGCUAUUUCCAUGGUUUCACAGCUCGUGCUGUGCGCCCACGUUCAUAGCUUUGCAGGCCUAACAAGCCAGGGUUUGCGCACAGAGCUGUCCAUGAUGCCUGCGGAGUGUAAUCAGACCAGAACACAUCGAUCCGACAGCUCAUUCUUGAAUUGCUUGAGCAGCUAGUAACAAGUGC
Messenger RNA from Durusdinium trenchii, 1745 nucleotides. NCBI's taxonomy places the organism in Eukaryota, Dinophyceae, Suessiales, Symbiodiniaceae. The record is from the annotation of a GenBank genome assembly.